AUGUCUGGGUUGCUACUCGACGCUGCCACCAUAGAGCAGCAUAAGAUGUCCAACGGCUUUGGCUCCAGUGCUACGCUCGUACCCCAAGUCGGCGAGUCUAGCCGUGAAUCCUCUCCGCCUCGUGUUGCCCGCCAGCAGUCUGCGGAGUUUUACUUUGCGGAUGGCAACGUGGUCUUUUUGGUCGAGCGCACCCUAUACCGCAUUCACAGAUCCGUGCUCAGCAGAAACUCUCCAUUCUUUCGCAACCUAUUCUCCAUCUCCGCCCCUCUCGACAACAAAGAGGUAGAAGGUAGCUCCGACGACAAUCCUCUCCAUCUUCCGCACAUCCAAGUCGAUCAAUUUGAUGCGUUUCUGUCAACUGUCUACCCAAGCUGGCGUCCGCUCAAUCAGUCAACCGAGGCUAUCAUCAACAUCCUGUGCUUGGCCACGAAAUGGGAGUUUGCCACGACACGCUCCUAUGCCAUUGAGCUCCUGACCUCUCGCCCUCUUUCCCCCGUUCUCCGCAUCGAGCUCGCCCGGGUGUACGAUGUCCCGACCUGGCUACUGUCGUCUUACGUCGAGCUCGCUCGAAUACGCACACCUCUCAAUGAAUCAGACGCAGACCGACUCGGCUUACCGACCGUCCUUCGGCUGGGACGGGCACGAGAGGCGAUUCUGCGGCAGCGGUUCACACGUGCGCUCGAAGCGCCAAAGAGUGACUUUUUUGAUGUUCCAGCGGCUCGUCACAUGAAUUGCUGGAGGACGCUCGCAAGAUCGCUCUUCCUGGCCCUAAAGAAUGGUGAGCGUGCAGGUGGAUCUGACGAAGAUCUCGUCGAGGAGGUCCUGGCUGCAUCUCGAAGGCUCUCCGAAGACGAAACGCUGUGCCAUUCGUGUAGCGACUUGCACAUGUUCCGUGCACGCUGUACCCGCUGGUUGGACAUUGACAGCGACGCCGCGAUUGUGGCCAGCGUUUUCAACCUCUAA
Messenger RNA from Serendipita indica DSM 11827, 963 nucleotides. NCBI's taxonomy places the organism in Eukaryota, Fungi, Basidiomycota, Agaricomycetes, Sebacinales, Serendipitaceae. The record is from the annotation of a GenBank genome assembly.